GGAGCUGCCCGUCCGCCGCCCCGCCCCGCCGCGGCCACUCGCCGCGACCUCGGUGAAGUUGGAGAGGCGGUCACCGAGGCGCUGCCCCUGCCGCCACCCGCCGUUUCCAAGGGGGUCAGAAACCAGUUUGUUUGUUUCCUCAGGCGCUGUGGGCCUGUCUUUGGGGCGCUAGGCGAGGCGACACGGAGUCAAGCCUGAAGUGUCUAGCACAGACGAGUGUCAGGUGUGGGAGCCUCGGCGCCCCCUUGCAUUCUGGGCUGUGAGCUGCUCCAGCUUAGCCAGUCUUGGUUUCUCUCUCAGGAUGUUUUCAAAAUGCACGAUGGUGCCUCCGCCUCGUUAAGUCCCACAGGAAGACCGCCAUACCUGCACCUAUGCUUGCUGGUCAUCACCGUUAUUCCUACUAAAGUCCUGUGUCAUUAAGGGACAGAACUACUUGAGCUAUCACCUGCUAUCAAGCUAUCACCAGGAUGCACAAGAAUCAAAUUGGGAGCAGAGCCAGGACUUAAACCCAGCAUAUCUAUAAAGAUGCCUUAGAAUAAGAACCAUGGAGAAGUAUGUUAGACUAAGGAAGAUUGGAGAAGGCUCAUUUGGAAAAGCUGUUCUUGUUAAAUCUACAGAAGAUGGAAAACAAUAUGUUAUCAAGGAAAUUAAUAUCUCAAGAAUGUCCAGUAAAGAAAGGGAAGAAUCAAGGAGAGAAGUUGCAGUAUUGGCAAACAUGAAGCAUCCAAAUAUUGUCCAAUAUAGAGAAUCAUUUGAAGAAAAUGGUUCUCUUUACAUAGUGAUGGAUUACUGUGAAGGAGGGGAUCUGUUUAAACGAAUAAAUGCUCAAAGAGGCAAUUUGUUUCAAGAAGAUCAAAUUUUGGACUGGUUUGUACAGAUAUGUUUGGCUCUGAAACAUGUACAUGAUAGAAAAAUUCUUCAUCGAGACAUAAAAUCGCAGAACAUAUUCUUAACCAAAGAUGGUACGGUACAACUUGGAGAUUUUGGAAUUGCUAGAGUUCUUAAUAGUACUGUAGAGUUGGCUCGCACUUGCAUAGGAACCCCAUACUACUUGUCACCUGAAAUCUGUGAAAACAAGCCCUAUAAUAAUAAAAGCGACAUUUGGGCUCUAGGCUGUGUCCUUUAUGAAAUGUGUACACUUAAGCAUGCAUUUGAAGCUGGCAAUAUGAAAAACUUGGUACUGAAGAUAAUAUCUGGAUCUUUUCCUCCUGUGUCAUUGCAUUAUUCCUAUGAUCUCCGCAGUUUGCUCUCUCAGUUAUUUAAAAGAAAUCCUAGGGAUAGACCAUCAGUCAACUCCAUAUUGGAGAAAGGUUUUAUAGCCAAACGCAUUGAAAAGUUUCUCCCACCUCAGCUUAUUGCAGAAGAAUUUUGUCUAAAAACAUUUUCAAAGUUUGGAGCACAGCCUGCACCAUCUAAAAGACCAGCUUCAGUACAAAGCCUGGCUUCAGUUAUGCCUGCCCAGAAAAUUACAAAGCCAGCUGCUAAAUAUGGAGUGCCUUUAACAUAUAAGAAACAUGGAGAUAAAAAAUUGCCUGAAAAGAAGCCACUCCAGAAACAUAAACAGGCCCAUCAACCUCCAUUGAAGAAAGUGAAUCCUGGAGAAGAAAGGAGGAAUAUGUCGGAGGAAGCACCAAGAAAGACAAGGUUGGAAUUUGUUGAAAAAGAAAAGAAACAAAAGGAUCAGAUUAGUUUAUUGAAGCUUGAACAAAUGAAGAGGCAAGAAAAGCAAAGGUUGGAGAGAAUAAAUAGGGCCAGGGAACAAGGAUGGAGAAAUGUGUUAAGCGCUGGUGGAAGUGGUGAAGUAAAGGCUCCCUUUUUUGGCAGUGGAGGGGCUGGAGUGCCAUCAUCUUAUUCUUCUCGAGGACAGUAUGAACAUUACCAUGCAAUUUUUGACCAAAUGCAGCAACAAAGGGCAGAAGAUAAUAAAGCUAGGUGGAAAGGAGAAAUACAUGGUCAAGGGCUUCCAGAAAGAGGAAUUCCACCUGGAGUUCGUCCAGGAUUUCCUUAUGGGGCGGCAGGUCAUCACCACUUCCCUGAUGCUGGUGCUAUUAGAAAAACUUUGAAAAGAUUGAAGGCCGUGUCUAAACAAGCCAAUACAAACAGGCAAAAAGGACAGCUACCUGUAGAAAGAGCUAAACAAGUAGAAGAAUUCCUACAGCGAAAACAGGAAGCUAUGCAGAAUAAAGCUCGUGCUGAAGGGCAUACGGGAAUCCUGCAAAACCUGGCAGCUAUGUAUGGAGGCAGGUCCAGCUCUUCAAGAGGAGGGCAGCCAAGAAACGAAGAGGAAGAGGUUUAUUUGGCAAGACUGAAGCAGAUACGACUACAAAAUUUCAAUGAGCGCCAACAGAUUAAAGCCAAACUUCGUGGUGAAAAAAAAGAAGCUGAUAGUUACACAGGACUGGAAGGAAGUGAAGAGGCUGACAUGAGGCGCAAAAAUAAUGAAUCAUUUAAGGCCCAAGCAAAUGCACAUGCUGCUAUACUAAAAGAAAAAAUGGAACGAAAAAGAAAGGAAGCAUAUGAAAGAGAAAAGAAAGUGUGGGAAGAUCCUUUGGUGGCUAAAGGAGUAAAGAGUUCUGAUGUUUCCCCAGCUUUGGGACAGCAUGAAACAGGUGGUUCUCCAUCAAAGCAACAGAUGAGAUCUGCUAUUUCUAUGACUUCAGCUUUAAAAGAAGUGGGUAUGGACAGAAGUUUAAUUGAUAUAGAGGAAACCUCAGAAGAAAUUCAAAAGACCAACAAUGCUAUUUCAAGUAAGCGAGAAAUAUUACGAAGAUUAAAUGAAAAUCUUAAAGCUCAGGAAGAUGAAAAAGGAACACAGCCUGGCUCUGAUAUCGAGAUAAUUCUUUAUGAAAAUGCCAAAGAGCAUGAAAAAGAAAAGCCAGUUUUAUCUGAUCGCAAGAAAUGGGAUGUAGGAGGUCAACUUGUGAUUCCUCUGGAUGAGUUAACACUGGAUUCAUCCUUCUCUGCAACUGAAAAACAUACAGUGGGAGAGGUUAUUAAAUUAGAUCCUAGUGGAUCGCCAAGAAAAGUCUGGGGGAAAAGCCCUACUGAUUCUGUUCUAAAGAUACUUGGAGAAGCUGAGCUACAACUUCAAACGGAACUGCUGGAGAACUGUAUUAUUAGAAAUGAGAUUUCUCCUGAAGGGGAUGAAUUCAAAGAUUCAAUUAUUGGAGAAGAUAAAGUACAGUGUAUUUCACAUGAAAUAAACCCAUCAGCUACAGUUGAUUCUCCUGUUGAGACAAAAAGUCCAAAGUUUAUUGAGGCAUCCCUACAGACGUUAUUGAAACCAGGAGAAAAUUUGGAAGAACCUGAUGAUUUGGAAGCAGAAGUUCUACAAGAGCCAAGAAGAACAAAGAUAGAUGGGAGCUUGCCCUGUGCUGUUACUGAUGUGUGGAUUACUGAGAAAAAAGAAACAAAGGAAACUGAGUUGGAAGACAAGACCACCAUUCAGCACAAUGAAUUGUCUGAAAAUGGAAUCUCAAGGAAUGUGGACCAACUUAGUGAAGUUUAUAUAGAACCUGGAAUAGAUGACUCUAAAAGUGAUGUAGCUAAAUCUGUGCAACCAGAACCAUUUUUCCAUAAAGUGGUUCAUUCUGAAUACUUGAAUGUCAUUUCUCAAGUUCAACCAAUUCAGUGUUCUCCAGAAGAAUCCUUUCCACUUCGAUCUCGCUCUGAUUCACCUCCAAAAAUUAAAAACAAGAAUUCCUUGCUGAUUGGACUUUCAACUGGUCUGUUUGAUGCAAACAACCCAAAGAUGCUGAGAACAUGUUCACUUCCAGAUCUCUCAAAGCUGUUCAGAACCCUGAUGGAUGUUCCCAUUGUAGGAGAUGUUUGCCGUGACAAUCUUGAAAUAGAUGAAAUUGAAGAUGAACACAUUAAAGAAGGACCUUCUGAUUCUGAAGACAUUGUUUUUGAAGAAACUGACACAGAUUUACAAGAGCUUCGAGCCUCAAUGGAACAGCUACUUAGGGAACAGCCUAGUGAAGAAUACAGUGAGGAGGAAGAAUCGGUCUUAAAGAACAGUGAUGUAGAGCACACUGCAAAUGGGACAGAUCUGGCAGACGAGGAUGACAAUCCCAGUAGUGAAAGUGCCCUGAAUGAAGAAUGGCACUCAGAUAACAGUGAUGGUGAGACCACUAGUGAGUGUGAAUAUGAUAGUGUCUUUAACCAUUUAGAGGAACUGAGACUUCACCUGGAGCAGGAAAUGGGAUUUGAAAAAUUCUUUGAGGUUUAUGAAAAAAUAAAGGCUAUUCAUGAAGAUGAAGAUGAAAAUAUUGAGAUUUGUAAAACAAUAGUUCAGAACAUUUUGGGAAAUGAACAUCAGCAUCUUUAUGCCAAGAUUCUUCAUUUAGUCAUGGCAGAUGGAGCCUAUCAAGAAGAUAAUGAUGAAUAAUAGAACAUUCUUUAGUUCUCACCUGUAUGAAAACAUUUGGAUUUGGUUCAUCAGAACAACAAGCUUCAGUGGGAAACAGUGAUUAUUUAUUGAAUAUCAGACUUAAAAUGGGCAUGCUUACUGCAUGAAAAGAUGGAGAAACCUGCUUAAUAUGCUAGUAUUUUACCUGCUUUCUUUAAUUUGUUGAGUUCUACAGUUUAAUCCUAUAGGAUAUAUUCUUUAUUAAAUCACCCAACCAAAGCAUAAGAGGCAUUGACCCAUAAGAGGACUUAAUGACUUUGAAGAUUUACCACACAAUCAGGUAACUUUGACUUUCAGCAAAUAUCUUCAGGUUGAAGGAAUUGCCUGUGUCAUGAAUGAGCUGCCUGUGGUUUUUCAAUUAAGUGACUAUGCCUGACAUUUUUGUCUGUCUAGUACUUGUUUUCAUCCUUAGCCAGCAAUUUUACAUUGAAUAAAUUGUCAAGGGCUCUAUUUAAAUCCUUACAUUUUGAAGAUGGAAUAUUUAGCCUUAAAGUUUAUAUACUGAAGUUCUUUUUCAACCAGUGUGUCUCCUGAACUGGCUCAGUGGAAAUAGACUGUAGAAACAGUCUUGGUAUACAGUGAAAGGUUUGAUUAUAAAAUAACAGUAAAAUUAUAUUUCCUAAUAUUUAAAAAGUUGGUUAAUUACUUCUGUUUCCCUUUAAGGAUCAUAACCAAGAAUAUUAUAUCUACAAAUUAGUCUGUGAACUUUAACAUUGACCUAGCAUAUAGCUUAAAGUUGUUCUUUUGGUUUUUAACUUCCUCUCAUGUAUGUGCUACAGGUGCAAUAUUAGGUUAAAAAGGAAAAAGAAUCAUUUUUGACACUGUGCUAGUUUUGCUAAUUAGUAUCCCAAAGAGAAGAAAUAUUUGCCUCUUUUACUUAUUUCCAUUGUCAGAGGAUUUAGUUAGGUCACAAAGAUGAUGGUCUAACACCCUCAACUGCAGUAUGCCAAGUGUACAUGAAUCCAUUAGAGGUAUCUACAGUCCAGAUAUUUAUAAAAGUAGGAUUUUUGAGCUUCUGAGUAUGAGAUGGCCUUGUACUCAAGAUUUACAGUCUGUAGUUUGAAAAAUAAAAUCUUAUCUUACAGCUUUAUCAGUACCAUGUUGAGUUUAUUAUGUAUAUCAUUUCUAAUAUCAAAAGUAAAUACUUGGUUUUUAUACAUUUGCUUACCUUAUGAUGCUAUUAAAUUUUAAGUAUCUAUAUGAGAUAUCUUAUUGAUUGUAUUUUCUUUGUUAGCACUAUUCUCAAUAGAGUGCUUGGAACACAGCUGACAAUAUUUUUGUUUGGUUUUGUAAAAAACUCUAAUAAAAGCAAAUAAUGCUAUAACAUCGUAGAAAAAGUUGUUUUAGCCAUAUUUGAAAAGACUACAUGUAUCCAAGAAUAGGGAUGAAGUCCAAGGUUCUGUCUGGUCACUUGGUAGCCAGUGGCUCUGCAGUUUUAUUAUAGAAAGGCUUUCUGUGUUGGUGUGGAAUGGAGCUGUGCUAUUCAGAAAGGUCUGCUGGAGAAAGCGUAGAGGCAUCUAUAGAUACAAAGAAGAUGAGAGUUGGAAAAGGCUAUCAGGAUAAUUCAGUAUUAUCUCCAUGUAGUUGGUAAGGACACUGAGUUGUAACAUGAAAGCAAGUCACUUGUAAUAAAGGGCCAGGGUAAAACUAGUUCCUAAGUAUCUUACACUGUGCUAUUAUUUGCAGGUUUUUGUUAAGUUGUUUAUUUAUUUUU
Messenger RNA from Lepus europaeus (European hare), 6125 nucleotides. It is a transcript of the gene NEK1, whose product is annotated as NIMA related kinase 1. The coding region runs from base 545 to 4390 and encodes 1281 amino acids. The transcript is spliced from 36 exons. NCBI's taxonomy places the organism in Eukaryota, Metazoa, Chordata, Mammalia, Lagomorpha, Leporidae. Gene Ontology annotation, molecular function: protein kinase activity; ATP binding. The record is from RefSeq and is a predicted model, not a curated record. Gene Ontology annotation, biological process: protein phosphorylation.